Molecule: messenger RNA, 1669 nt
Organism: Ipomoea nil (Japanese morning glory)
Lineage: Eukaryota; Viridiplantae; Streptophyta; Magnoliopsida; Solanales; Convolvulaceae
Product: glucomannan 4-beta-mannosyltransferase 9-like
Exons: 9
Coding region: 16-1617 (533 amino acids)
Cellular component (GO): Golgi apparatus
Molecular function (GO): mannan synthase activity
Source: RefSeq, a predicted model, not a curated record
CAACAACAAUAAUAUAUGCUGCCGGAGGCCUUCAUGCAGGGUGGUGGUGGUGCCACCAAGCUGUGGGUGGUGUGGGAGCAAGCAAGGGCGGCAGUGUUGAUUGCGCCAUUUCUUAGGGUGAUGGUGUGGGUGUGCUUGGUAAUGUCAGUGAUGAUACUGGUGGAGAAAGUUUACUUGGGAGUGGUUUGUGCUUUCUUGAAGCUUUUCAUGAGAAAGCCAGAGAAGCAGUACAAGUGGGAGCCCAUGAUGAAGAAGAAGAAGAAGAAGGAGGAGGAUUUAGAGGUUGGAGGAGACUUGGAUUACCCUAUGGUUCUAGUUCAAAUACCAAUGCGCAACGAAAAAGAGGUAUAUCAACUGUCCAUUGAAGCUGCUUGCAACCUUUCAUGGCCGGCAGAUCGAAUCAUAGUUCAAGUUCUUGAUGAUUCAACUGAUCCUGCAAUUAUGGCUUUAGUCCAGCAAGAGUGCAGAAAAUGGGCAGGUAAAGGGGUGAACAUAAAGUAUGAGACUAGAGAUAAUAGAAAAGGGUUCAAAGCAGGAUCCCUCAAGCAAGGAAUGAAGCAUAGCUAUGUUAAGCUGUGUGAGUAUGUGGCAGUUUUCGAUGCAGAUUUCGAACCCGACCCUGAUUUCUUGUGCCGGGCCAUCCCUUUCUUGGUGCACAACCCUGAAAUUGGGCUUGUUCAAGCUCGUUGGAAAUUCGUCAAUUCUGAUGAGUGCAUGCUGACAAGAAUGCAAGAGAUGUCAAUGGAUUACCAUUUCACAGUGGAGCAAGAAGUUGGGUCUGCAGUCCAUGCAUUUUUUGGCUUCAAUGGAACUGCAGGGGUAUGGAGAAUGUCAGCAUUGAAUGAUGCAGGAGGAUGGAAGGACCGUACAACUGUGGAAGAUAUGGAUCUGGGUUGCAGAGCUGGUCUAAAGGGCUGGAAAUUUGUGUUUCUUGGUGAUGUCAGGGUGAAAAGUGAAUUACCAAGCAGCUUCAAGGCAUACAGAUACCAGCAGCACAGGUGGUCAUGUGGCCCUGCCUUUCUUUUCAAGAAAAUGGUCAUGGAGAUAGUGACAAGCAAGAAUGUCUCGGUAUGGAGGAAAGUGUAUAUGAUAUACGCCUUUUUCUUUGUCAACAAAAUCGUCGCGCAUAUUGUCACCUUCGUCUUCUACUGCCUUGUUCUCCCUGCAACUGUUUUGAUCCCAGAGGUCAAAGUUCCCCUUUGGGGUGCUGUUUAUAUCCCUUUAGCUGUGACACUUCUCAAUGCACUGCCCUGUCCAAGAUCAUUCCAUUUGGUGGUUUUCUGGAUCCUUUUCGAGAAUGUCAUGUCCCUCCAUCGGACCAUUGCAACGUUCAUUGGCCUUCUUGAAGUCGGGAGAGUCAACGAAUGGAUUGUCACUGAAAAGCUUGGCAAUACCCUCAAGUCCAAAACAGGAUCUAAACCUACACUGAAACUUCCUCGGUUUCAAAUCGGAGAUAGGUUGCAUGUUUUGGAGAUCAUUGUUGGAUUGUUUCUCCUCUUCUGUGGAUCCUGCGAUUUCUGUUUCGGAAAGAACCGGUUCUAUGUGUACCUAUUUCUCCAAGGCAUAGCAUUCCUAGUCAUUGGAAUUGGUUAUAUUGGAGUAUUUGUUACAGCUUAGUUCAGUUGGGAACAUCUUUUGAUUGUGUAAUUUCAUUCUGGAGUUCCAAUUA